CACCCAUGAGAGAUGCAGCACUUGCUGCAGGGGCCAGGCAGGGAGCUUGGGAGACGGGCCUUAUUUCACUAUAUAGAAGGUGGCAACCCAAGCACAACCUCAGAAUGAUCAGAACCUGCUCGGCAUUCACAUCUCAGAACCGUUCAAUCAGAACUCUGCGGCAGCUACUCACCAUAACAGCCAGUCUGGUCAGGAAGAGUCGACUAGUCAUGGCCAAGCCAGUGUACCGAAGGGCAAAACUAUGGCAGAUGGGUCUGCUCAUCUUGUCCCUGGUGUCUCACUCUGAGGGAUCUACAAUCAUUAAAGUUGAAAACGGAGGAGGUUGGGGUGGCUGGCAUGGAUUUCAGAUGUGUCCUAAGGACUUUUAUGCUAAUGGAUUCAGCAUGAGGGUGGACAGGCAUGUAGGAGGACGCCGUGAUGACACAUCUCUUAAUGGAAUCCGUCUGUUCUGCAAACAUAUAACUUAUCCAAUCGAUGAUAUAGUGGUGGAAUCACCAGGAUACUGGGGGAUUUGGACCUCAAAGCAACUUUGUGCAUCUGGAUAUCUGGAUUCCUUCCAACUGCGUGUGGAGGGCCCUCAGGGCAUCGGAGACGACACAGCCGCCAACAGCAUGAACGUCCACUGCAGCAAUGGAGAUAUUCGCCAUGGUGACGGCGAAGGUUGGGGAAACUGGGGCAGAUGGAGCUCAAGAUGCCCAAAUGGAGUGUGUGGUUUCAAGGUCAGGGAGGAGAGCCCACAAGGAGGGGGUGACGACACCGCCCUCAAUGAUGCUCAGAUGAUCUGUUGUUCGGAAGAAUAGCUUUCCUCUGCAGACAAAGAUCAGGCACGGCGUUAUGGAUGGGCCUAGGCCCGCCCACUUCUUUUCAACAGGCCCAGCCAAAACUUUUCUUCAAAAAAAUAAUAAACUUUUAAUAAUAUAUUUUAAUUUUGUCAAUAAUUAUUAAAAAGCGGGAAAUAAUCUCAUAAUUUGUGCUAAAAUAGUCUAAAUGUUUAGUUUUCAAAACUGUUUUAAAAAGCUGGUCAUAUGUUGAUGUUUCUGAAGUUCAGCAGACAGUGCCAAAUACGUGAGGCUCUGGGUCGGAUGUAGAUGCAUAGAUAAAGAUACAGAGCAGGUAUACACACAGCUCUCAUGUCUGAGGAUGGGCAAGGGCCUGAAAUGACAAAAGAAACAGACCACAUUACUCCAAUACAAGUCAUAGAAUUGACUUUAAAGCACUGCUGUGUGUAUAGAAAUUACUAACUGGACCAAAUUACCUAUCAGACAUGCUUCAGCAGUAUACACUCCUUCCAGACCUCUCAAUCUAGACCUCUAAAUCUAUACUUACUGUAGCACCAAACUGUUCUCAGAUAAUUUCUGCUGAUCAAAUGCAUUUCCUGUUAUCACAUAUUCUUUGUAGCCUACUUGUACUCUGCACAAUGACAAUAAAGUUUAAUCUAAUCUAAUCUGAGUUACACA
Alosa sapidissima (American shad) is the source of this 1457-nucleotide messenger RNA. RefSeq names its product vitelline membrane outer layer protein 1-like. Bases 6 to 800 code for a protein of 264 amino acids. The record is from RefSeq and is a predicted model, not a curated record. Lineage: Eukaryota; Metazoa; Chordata; Actinopteri; Clupeiformes; Clupeidae. The transcript is spliced from 5 exons.